AUUCAUAUAUUUUUCUCUUAAGAUGACUGAUGUAUUGAUGAAACCUAUUAUGACAAUAAUGGGAAUAUUUAUUAUACAUUUUUUUAUUAUGCUGCAAUUGAUUGGUGGAGGGAAUGGAGAAAGAACAAAAGACCAGAUGUAUGAAAAAAUAGAUGGUUCAAGUGCUUGUUACAGAAGGCUGAAUGCUACUCACCAAAUAGGAUGUUCUUCAAACCGAGGAGGUUCUACAGGUACUAUACAUGUUUGUGAUAGCAAAAGAGACCUGAAUUUCUUAUUGGUCAAUGGUACAGCUUUUCCAUAUAUACCUGUUCUACCAGUUAAAUAUUUCAAUGUGGAAAAUUUGGAGAGAAUGAUUGAAAGCAAAAAGGUAUCAGGGCUUGUUCUUCAUUUAAAUAAUGAGACACUUAAAUCUCUAGAUUAUUUCACCCAUGAUUAUCAGUGUCCUAACCCAUACUCAAGUUUAACUGAUACUUGUAAUGAAGUGUCUACUUGGAAUCCUUAUGGUACAGGGUUGUUAUACAGAGAUAUUCCUUUUCCAAUAUUCUACAUAGACAGUUAUGAAGAGGUACUAAAAAUGAGAAAUUGUUUUGAAAAAUUCAAUAAUUUUUCUUAUGAAAGUCAGUCAGAUAGAUCAUUAUGUUCCUUGGAAUUGAAGUCAUUCAUGUAUGCCACUACAAACACUCCUACAUGCAGAAGACGAUCAAAUAUAAUAACAAACUUGAAUCCAGUUAAGUUCUGUGAUCCACUAGGUGAUAGUAACAUAUGGGCUAGCCUGUAUCCUUUAGCUGAUGGUCCACGAAGAAAUGAAACAAAACCAUUGAAAGACUACAAAUACAUCAUUAUUUCUGCAAGGUUAGAUGCAACAUCUAUGUUCGACAAAACAUCUGGAGCUAACAGUCCUGUAACUGGAAUUGUUACAUUGCUAACAGUAGCAAAAUAUCUGAAAGAAAUUCUUCCAAUAGAAAUUGUAAGAGAAAAAAAGACUAAUAUUUUAUUCAUUUUAUUCAAUGGUGAGACAUACGAUUACAUCGGAUCUCAGAGAAUGCUGUUUGAUAUGCUCAAAGGUUAUUUUCCUCUGAAAGGAGCUGCUGAAGACAAUAUCUUACCAGUGAUUCGUCCAGAAAAUGUUAGCUUGUUCAUAGAAGUUAGUCAGCUGGGCAACAGUAAAGAUAGGCUAUUUGUACAUCACUUGACGAAGGGAAAUGAGGUACUAGGUUUCUAUGAAAAACUCGUGGAAUAUGGCAAACCACUGCUUAAAUUCGACAAUGUGUCUGAUAGUCUGCCACCAGCUUCUCUCCAUACAUUCAUGAAAAAAAUACCAACUUUUCCUGGUCUUCUAAUAGCUGACCAUAAACACAGCUAUUCAAAUCACUUUUACAAUUCAAUUUUCGAUAACUCAACUAACAUAGGAUUUCAAUAUUAUGAUGUAUUGGAAAAUGAUGAUAUAAGUAUCCCUACAGAUAGCAUACAGCAGUUGAUAGCUAAUUUAUCUGAAACAAUAGGCAAGAGCGUUUUUGAGGAAGUCAGUCAGACCAAAUAUAAUGGAGUAGAAAGAGCCGAUGUUAUUCUGGCGAAUGAAUUACUAUAUUGUUACCUGGAAGAUCCAAAUUGCAGAGUGCACCGAGCAAUACAAAGGGGUAAUAAACUGCCAAAAAUUCCCUUCAGUCUUUAUGUUGGCGUCGAUCAUGUGACCAAUUUUAUGACUUCAUUUACUUCGCUUACGUUAGGGUGGCUAACAGGAGUAGUAGAAAAGGGUGAUGUGAAUUGCACGAAUAAACCUAGAAAUUAUGCAUUCAAGUUCUACAACAUGUCGAAAAGCAUUGUUGAUUUGAAUACCACAUUGUGUUACAAGAUAACAAUGAACACCACAGAAGCUGUUAGUCCUGCUUUCAUAAUGCCAGAUUAUAACUGGACUUCUGGGGAAUUCAGUACCUGGUCCGAAUCAACUUGGUCAGAAAUCAACGUGAGAAUGUUUCUGAAACCGUCUGCUGCUCACGAAAAAAUGUCUAUUGCUAUCGGUUGCAUAUCUGUGAUAUUUUCUUUUAUAUUGGUAUAUUUUGUGAAAUCUAGGUCUCACAUACUCUUUACUCCUCCCUUGCCCACUGAAGCUCCAACAGAUUGUUAACAGAAAUUAUAAUUGACAAAAAUGUGAGUCAAAACUACGAGCAGCACACUUACUUCAUUCGGUUAGUUAUUACAAAGAUCAUACACAUCUUUGGUUAAUAACAUAAUUUCUUUAUUCUCUAGAGAAACACAAAUACUCUAGUGCCUUGAGUAAAUCAAGUGAGUGCUAUCCUCUUUGUGUGAAAUAUCUGAAAUAUACACUCUUAAUACUCUAAUAUAUAAUUGGUUAUGUUUUCACUAGUAAAGAUAUUAUUCAACUGAUGUAAUGAGAUUACUCAAGGGAGUUGUAGAGCAAUAAUUCCUGACUAUUGUGAAUGAUGUUAUCAAUUUUCCUGAUUUCAAGAUUGUAAUGCUCAUGUUCUAAUUGUACUCACCUUCUCUUCAGGUCCAGAUGAAAUGUUAAUAAUUAUACACAUUCUGACUGGGUUAUUCUUAAUGUGAUAAGUAGUAUUAUAAUUAAUAAAAUAUUAAUUUAUC
Molecule: messenger RNA, 2601 nt
Organism: Phaedon cochleariae (mustard beetle)
Lineage: Eukaryota; Metazoa; Arthropoda; Insecta; Coleoptera; Chrysomelidae
Source: the annotation of a GenBank genome assembly